Molecule: messenger RNA, 285 nt
Organism: Arabis nemorensis
Lineage: Eukaryota; Viridiplantae; Streptophyta; Magnoliopsida; Brassicales; Brassicaceae
Source: the annotation of a GenBank genome assembly
AUGGGUUGUCGAGAUAUUCUGUUGACUUUCUCAGUGGCUCUCUUACUCAUCUCUCUCUUCCAGAUCUGGCUUUUCCGGGGAGGACCAGUCCCGCAACUGUCGGAAGACAAACAACUCGGAAAAGACGGAAAUACCCUCGUCUUCAAGAACAAGAAAGACAUUGAUGUUCAACGACUCGUCCAAAGGUAUUUCAAGGGAACAUCUUUUGCUCCAAACAACACAGACACUCGCUUUGCAGAUUCCAACAGAAAGAUCCCUAGCUCCCCAGAUCGCCUCCACAACUAG